UGGACAGCCAUACAGGUGAUCUCCAUGCGUCCGGCGGUACCAACGACCCACGUGCCAAUGCGACUCUUUACCUGAAGCAGCACGUUCUAGAAGGCAAAAAGUGGCAAGUAUGCAAAGACUACCAAGCGAAAUAGGCGCCCCCGGACAAAUUUCAGAAUUAUCACUUCUCGGCUGCUCUUGCCGAGACCCUCCAUGCGUGGAUUCCCCCGGGUUCAUCGGUAGUUGAGCCAGAAGUUCUCGGGUCUGACAAAGAUAAAAGUGGGGGGAGCAAGUCUGAAGUAGCAAAACAUUUAUUCCCUGCGGCUUCUGUUGUUUCCAAAAUCAAAUCAGAAGGCGUUCUUACUAUAGUAUUCUGGCAUUCCAAACGGAUCAAGGGGCGGGGGGGGCGAAGCUCUCAGCCGCACCGCAUUGCGAAAGCUGGACGUCGGCGUGGCUCGCGCAACUCCAGGAGAACAGUUAUUUAAAAAUCUGCAAACCCGCGCCGGAAAGUGAAACUUUUGAAAAUUGUCCGGCGGCGGAUUUUUCAUCUUGGUAGAGACUGGAAAAGUCUGAUUGCGCAGUGCUUUGAGGUUCUUGAGAAUCGAGUCAAACCCUUUCUGUACACGCGGUGGCCGAUCUUGCUCGUGCUCGCUAAGUCGCGCGCGUGGCGUAUGGAAGCGUCAGGUUUGAAAUCGUCAAAGUUGAAAUAAUUUGCAAUGCAUAAAAUGCAUGACCCAAGGCACGUGCGUUGCAGAGCAGGGAAGUGAGGCCGAUUGUAAGCCUGUUUGGGGUUACAGCUCGAGCUGCUAAAGUAGCAUGAGAAAAUCGCACUCUUUGCCUAAAAAGCAUGACAGACUGGAUUUUGGGACCACCGAAAUUUGUCUUGCGCCACUUGGAAACUGGGUUCCAGCUGGCAUCCAUUUCAUGCAUGACAAACUUUGUCGAUUUCAACUCUGACACAUCCAUAUCGCGCGACGAGAACUUGUCCGGAACAGCCUUUGUGGAUCGGCUUCUCGCGCCGGUUUUUCCCAGUUACGACCUUCACGCAAAUCACGUCGGGUGGAGAAAAUUCCAUUUGGAGGAAACCGAACACUUGCAGCGCCAGGACGCGAAAGAGCCUUGGGCGACCCCAGGUGAGCAGUCAAAUGAAAGGGCUCUCCUAUCCCCCCGCGCCGUGGCGCGUGAUCUCUUUUUCAACGUUGCCGAGGACCGGUUGCGCGCAGCCUCGCAGGUGUUGACCUCUCCUUAUGGCAC
This is a messenger RNA of Amoebophrya sp. A120, 1233 nucleotides long. The record is from the annotation of a GenBank genome assembly. Lineage: Eukaryota; Dinophyceae; Syndiniales; Amoebophryaceae.